AUGGCCAGCUACUUAGCCCAGAUGAUCAUGAUGGGUGUGCAGGUGGUGGGCAGUGCCUGGGCUUGGGCCCUGUGGCAGGAGUUUGCAGCCAUCCAGGCAGCUGCUGAUGCCCAGGGAUGGGCUGGACACCGAUCUGCAGCUGCAUCCAACCUCACUGGCCUCAGCCUCCAGGAUGCCCAGCGUCUACUGAGUCCUGAGGAGGCCCAGAAGGACUAUGAGCCCGUGGGUGGCUCCUUCUACCUGUAGUCGGUUGUCUGUGCAAAGGGGUGCCUCAGUGAAGAACACAGAAUCCAUGCCCAGAAGGACAAAAAAGGAAGGGCCGAACCCCAAAACAUGAACGCUUGCUCUCCUCACCCCACCCCGCAACCUCAUUAUUUAUAG
Jaculus jaculus (lesser Egyptian jerboa) is the source of this 381-nucleotide messenger RNA. Its product is annotated as mitochondrial import inner membrane translocase subunit TIM16-like. NCBI's taxonomy places the organism in Eukaryota, Metazoa, Chordata, Mammalia, Rodentia, Dipodidae. The record is from RefSeq and is a predicted model, not a curated record.